Misgurnus anguillicaudatus (oriental weatherfish) is the source of this 2355-nucleotide messenger RNA. It is a transcript of the gene slc48a1b, whose product is annotated as solute carrier family 48 member 1b. Gene Ontology annotation, molecular function: heme transmembrane transporter activity; heme binding. Gene Ontology annotation, cellular component: plasma membrane; lysosomal membrane. Lineage: Eukaryota; Metazoa; Chordata; Actinopteri; Cypriniformes; Cobitidae. The record is from RefSeq and is a predicted model, not a curated record. Gene Ontology annotation, biological process: heme transport.
UUAAACGGAUGCAUAAUUUCACUUUUGCUCUUGUGCUGUCCCUCGCUCGCAACAAUAAAAUCCAGGGGUGAUAUAUGGAGCUGUAAAUGACAGUAAAUGUGGAUUGAUCUUUAGAGUUGGUGUCGUUGUCGCUUAUAAAGCCCCGGUGAAUGACAUUUCAUCUCCAGCGCUGUGCACUGCAGCUGGAUCAGCGCUGUCUCCAGGUGUAGAUUUGACUGCAGCGAUGGCAUUUAAAAAGACGUAUGUAAGCGUGGGAUACGCGUGUGUUGGGAUGUUGGUGGGAUUUUCGGCGUUUCUAGUUUGGAACAUCGCAUACAAACAGCCGUGGACAGCAGCGAUGGGUGGAUUAUCAGGGGUUCUGGCACUAUGGGCCUUAAUCACACACAUAAUGUACAUUCAGGACUACUGGAGAACAUGGUUAAAAGGAUUGAAGUUCUUCCUGGCCAUAGGUGUCAUCUUUUCAGUGGUAUCAAUCAUAGCGUUCAUCUGCUUUCUUUGUGUUGGCAUCUCACGGAAAGAAUCUAUUACAGAUCCUACCAGUCUAUACCUGGCAUGCGUAUGGAGUUUCAUGAGUUUAAAGUGGGCGUCCCUACUGACCCUCUAUUCUCAUCGAUAUCGCAAAGAAUUCGCCGACAUCGCCAUCCUCAGUGACUUUUAAAUAUACACUUACAAUAACACAAUCAUGCCCACAGACAAGCAACCAUACAAACGUGAAACACUUCUCGCUAUGACCAGUUAAAAUGAACCAGGAGCUUUUUAUGUUAUUAGGGCCUUUCACAUUUUAACGAUAACUAUAAAAAUAUAGUUUUAAAAAUAGUUUUAUAUUAAACAGAAUAGCGGAAUUCACUCCACAACCACAACGAUACAAUGAGCGAUAUCGAUGCGAUCACUUUCUGAGCGAUACACGCGCGCGUCUGAUGAACGCUAAACCAUUGACAGCCAAUCAAAUCCAUUUGAACUUCUAGUGCACGCGCACUUCAAAUGACAGUGGAAAAGCUCAAUGCGGAGGUCUAUAACAUAAAAUUACCUCAGGUGUCCAGCGCUGAUGCAGUUGCUGUGAAAUUGACUACGUAGUGCUUUUUAUUCGACUACAUUAACUAACGUUACGCCAAAAGGUAAGAGAUUACACAAACUAUUAGAUUACUGUUUAAAGUUAAGCGAAACGCAGCGUGUUGAGGACAUCUGCUGGUUACCCGCUGUGGAAAUGUAACAGGAACAGUAUAUGCCGUGCGCGUGAGCGUUAUCGUUCGGUUAUGUGGAUGCUAAUAAUUAUCGUUAUAGUUAUUGUUAUAAUGUGAACGGCCCUUUAGUCUAUAAAGAAAUGCCAUUAGUGUAUUACUUCUCUUCCUUCUCUUGUCUGUGGGAAUGUCAGGUGUUUAAAGUGCAUUGUGGGUAAUGCGGUACAUAUCAGAGAGGCUGUGUACCUAAAGAUGUCAUCAGUGAUGUUUUAUACAAUGUUUUAAACUCGAGCAUAUGAUCAAAAUUACUUUUACCUUGUAUGUUUGUACUUGGCAUUUCUGAAUGAGGUAUUGAGAAGAACUUUCUGUCUUUAUCUUUGUUGCUGCUGUCGUUGUCGUCGUCGUCUUGAAUGUUUUCUCGCAGUUUUACAAUGGGAUUUUUUAUCAUGUCUAGCCUGGUGAGUGUCAAGUACUUCAGGUGUCAAUAAACAAACCAUUUUCUUGUUACCAUUACUACAAGUUACAGAUUAUGUAAUGAUGAUGGCAUUUAGGUGGGUGGUUAUUGAUCUUUGUUUAAGCACUUUAUUGUCUGUAUAUUUUUAUAAUGGUUUGUUCGUAAGAAAUGGUUCAACCAAUCACAGCCUGGUGACGAGACGCAUCAUUGUUUUUUGAAUGUUCAAUCUAUUUCUUGUUUUUCUUUUGUUUAUCAUGUUUUAUAACCCCAAAGCAUUGUAGUAGGAGAAACAUGGGGCACUUUGAACUAAAUGAUUGAUCAAAACCAAAUAAUUAGCAUAUUUUUGUAGCAUUUUUACAGUUUGUUGGUAGUUUCCCAAUUUAUAACCUUUUGAUGUCAGUGUGUUAAUUCUGUCAAAUGUCUGACACUUCAAUAUCAUCUGUCCACAUUAUAUGUCACUUAUAUCACAGGGUCGAUUAUGAUUUAGUAUGGAUUUACCUAAACAAGACUGCAUGCAUUUGACUUGUUAUAAUAUGUUGAUGUUUCUUUUUAUAUUUACACAGAUUGAUAUACAUAUGUGAUUUAAGCCGUUGCCUAAACAUUUCCGGCAUUUUGUAGUCAACCGUUUACCAUAUUAAUAUAAACUCAAUAAAGGUGUGUAUGUAGGCUACAGUAUGUAUGACUGGAGAGCCCAUUAAUAAAACAACUUACUAGAGAAGUCCA